Molecule: messenger RNA, 867 nt
Organism: Mesorhabditis spiculigera
Lineage: Eukaryota; Metazoa; Nematoda; Chromadorea; Rhabditida; Rhabditidae
Source: the annotation of a GenBank genome assembly
AUGGAACUGGACCACAAGAUUGCCGCCUACAAAAUCGUCGCCUACUCGGCGAUCGCGUUCGGCGCCGUGUCAAUCCUAUCCAUCUGUGUCACGCUGCCGUUGGUGUACAACUACGUGUCGCUGUCGAAGCGCGACCUGACCGUUGAUAUAAAAUACUGCAAGGAUUCCGCAUCGGAAAUCUGGGUGGGCGUGACGAAGCUGAGGGACCAGCCGAUUUUGGACGCGAGGAAUCUGACGAGGGUCAAGCGCCAGCACCAACCGGUGGAGCUGCUGCCGGAGGAUCAACCGGAAGCGCUGCAGAUGGAGGUUCCGGCGGUUCCUGCGGAGCCUCCUGCUGCCGCCCAGGCCCGCCCGGCGCCGGUGGCCCUGCCGGCAAGAAUGGGCCCCACGGAAAACCCGGGGCCCCCGCCGUGUCCGAUGGGCCCAGCUGGGCCCAUGGGCCCCGCUGGCCCUCCCGGAUCGGAUGGAAUGCCGGGCAGUAUGGGAGCACCAGGAGGAGACGGUCAGCCCGGGAUGGUCGGUCCCAAGGGCCCUUCCGGAAACCCGGGAAAGCCGGGGGCCCCUGGACAGGCCGGUCCGCCCGGCACGGAUGCCGAGAUGGGCAGCCCGAUGCCGGCGGUGGCUGGAGCACCAGGAGGAGCGGGACCCGAUGGACCGAAGGGGCACGACGGUAUGCCCGGGAUGCAUCAUGGUGCUGGACCGAUCGGACCGCCUGGGCCGCCGGGCCCUCCCGGCGCGCCCGGCAACCCCGGAAAAGCCGGAACGGACGGAACUUCCGGAAAGGACGGAGCGCUCGGAGAGAUGGGCAUCUGCCCCAAGUACUGUUCCAUCGAUGGGGGCAUCUUUUUCGAGGACGGCACACGACGA